This is a messenger RNA of Pyricularia grisea, 1360 nucleotides long. RefSeq lists its product as uncharacterized. Lineage: Eukaryota; Fungi; Ascomycota; Sordariomycetes; Magnaporthales; Pyriculariaceae. The record is from RefSeq and is a predicted model, not a curated record. The transcript is spliced from 2 exons. Bases 540 to 884 code for a protein of 114 amino acids.
AGCAGCAAUUCGCUCUGCGAACUAGAUUGAGACAUCUGUCAGAACACUGAAGCGUAUCUCGUCAAGUUUCAGGAUACCAGAUUUGGACAACACCGGCCUCCACUUGGAUGGAGCAUGCUGCUCGGAUUUUCGAAACCCCUUUCAAAGUACCCUGCAUGAGCUUGGCCUUGUUCAUGGGUAAGGUCCACGCAGAAAGAAAGGUUAAGCUUCUUUACUACUUUGUAUCGGACCGAGGGACAAUGUUACCUGGCGUCCUCAGGAACCACGAUGAUGGGGUUCGUAGCCAUGCCCCCGGUAAGCUACUGGGAAAAUCUGUAUAUAACGAACCUGAUUGUCCUUCUUUCAAGAUCUUGUUUGUCUUCUUCCAGCCCAUCCACACCACAGUUUUCAAUCAUUUGAUACUUUCUUUACUUCAUCGCCCCGCCGGACGGACCAUUCUUUUCUUCGACGAUACACUCUUUGUUAUCCCACAAACUUUCUCUCAAAAACACAAACUUUUUACACCUUUGUAAUUUCAAAGCCUCAAGAAAUCCGUCAAAAUGAAGUUCUCCAUCGCCUCCACCUUCGUUACCCUCCUGGCCGUCGCCAGCGCCGCCACGGUCGAAACCCCCGAGCAGUCCCUUGACCGCCGUGCCGUCCUCCUCAUGGAGCGCCAGGGCGCCAACGCCAACAGGCCCGUCCCUGAGGGAUCUUGCUGUGUUGCCAACACCUCGCUGAAGCAGGAUGUCUGCCGUGUCAACGGCCAGAGCGGACGCUGUGUUCCUUCUGGCAGCGCCAACUGCGGUGAGCGUCUCACUUGCAUCCAGGACAGCGCCUUGACCUGCGACCCCAACAGGCAGGAGCGUGGCCGUCCUUUCUGCCGUCCAACCAACGGCAGGAAGUAAAGCUUGACGUCAGUUUUCGGCAUCCGACAGUGUCGGGUGCUGCUGACGUUGCCCCCGAGUAAGACUAGACGCUGCUCGGGCUGGUUGUGCUUUUAUUCUUUUUGACUUUAUUUUUUUAUUAUUAUUAUGAAGGUGUAAUAUUUGGAGAAACUUUUUGGGACACAGGGAGUCCAUAGAAACUGUUAUUUGAUUGAAUAUACAGCUGUGGUGUUUUGGUGAAACGUUUCGUGUCACUUGUCUAUCUGCCUGGUGAGUCAUGUUCCUCGCCUCUUGAAUGCUUUCAUUUAUCCCCCAAAAAAAACCGUUGGCAACCAAAAACAUGAUGCAAUCACUUUACCUCAAUUCAAAGACGCAGCUGAGCUCAAGAUGUCAUCCGUUAUUCGCAGAAAGUUGCAUGGAAGUAAAGUUCAGCUGAUAGGUUAGCGUGUCAUGGCAAUUGAACGGUCUGACGAACCAAGCCUAACGCUAAGCAAAAC